Messenger RNA from Acanthamoeba castellanii str. Neff, 1707 nucleotides. Its product is annotated as WD repeat protein. Gene Ontology annotation, molecular function: protein binding. The transcript is spliced from 15 exons. Gene Ontology annotation, biological process: mRNA splicing, via spliceosome. Bases 1 to 1707 code for a protein of 568 amino acids. The record is from RefSeq and is a predicted model, not a curated record. Lineage: Eukaryota; Discosea; Longamoebia; Acanthamoebidae.
AUGAAACUCUUUGAGAGCAAGCCGUUGGCAAACAGUGGCGGGGGCAGCGGCGAGCUGCGCAACAAGGAGGUGCUGCAGAGCGUGAGCAAGCGGCUGGCCAACUGCGAGCACGUCGGCCUCCAGAAGAAGCGCAUCCUCCGCGAGGACGAAAUAUUCGACCCCACCGACCCCAAGAUACGCGAGGACAUCAUCAGCAUGAUCGUGCAGUAUCUGCAGGACAGCGGGUACACGUCGUCGGCGAUGACGACCCAGGACGAGGCCAACGUGAAGAUCUACGAAGAGCUCGAGCAGCGCGUACAGCUCAAGGCCAUGCGCAAGGCCAUCCUCGAGGGGGAUUGGAAUGAGGUGGAGAAGCUGCUCACCAAGAACAUGUUCAAAAACCAAAAGGCGUUCAUGUACGCGGUCUACAAGCAACAGUAUCUCGAGCUGCUGGAAAAGCAGGAGUACCAGCGAGCCUUUACACACUUGACCAAGCGACUGAAGCCGCUGGAGCGAUACGCCGGCAGCCCCGAGGAGUUCAAGGACCUGUGCUUCCUGCUGACCUGCAAGAACAUCCAGGACGCCCCCUCCUUCAAGAACUGGGACGGCGCCAAGGGCAACUCCAGGGAGCACGUGGUGGAGCAGUUCGAGGCCAUGUUCCAUUUGGAAAUCCGCCGUUUGGGCCAGGCCGUGGCCUAUCAGAUGGAGUUUACGCGCUACCACCCUAAGGUCGCGCCCAAGAUCAACACGCUCUUGGAGGACUACAGCCCGUUCCUGCUGCCCAACGCGCUGAAGAACACCCUCACCGGCCACGCGGCCAAUGUCAAGUGCGUCGAGUUCGUGGGCGAGGAGGGCUUGACCCUCGCCUCCGGCUCCAGUGAUGGCACGAUCAAAAUCUGGGAGGCGGAGACGGGGUCAUGUCUGCACACCCUCCACGGUCACACCUCCCGCGUGUGGGACGUCUCCUCGGCUCCCUCCGGCCUGUUCCUGGCCUCCGCGUCGGGUGACGCCACCGCCAUGUUGUGGGAUCUCGGUCGGCAAGCCGUGGUCAGCACCAAGACGUUUAAGGGUCACGAAGGAGACGUGUACACCGUUCACUUCCACCCGGGCGAGAACCACAUCGCGACGGGCGGCUACGACAGGGCGGUCAACCUGUGGGACGUGCGCACGGGCCAGCUGAUGAAGAAGUUCAGCGGCCACAGCGCGUCGGUAUCGCACGUCAUCUUCAACCCCUACGGCAACCUCAUCAUCUCCGGCUCCAAGGACAACACCGUCAAGUUCUGGGACAUCACCUCCGGCCUCUGCAUCAAAACCUACAGCACCUACCUCGGGUCCGUGUUCCACUCGCGCCAUGUGACGUCGGUCGCGAUGAGCCACAACGGGUCGCUGCUGCUGACUUCGUCCAAGGACAACUCCAACCGCCUGUGGGACGUGCGCACGGCGCGACCCAUCAGGAGGUUCAAGGGCCACCAGAACACGUCCAAGAAUUUCCUUCGCGCCUCCUUCGGCCCCAACGAGUCCCUCAUCGUCGGCGCGUCUGAGGAUGAGAUGAUCUACAUAUGGGACAUCAUGACAGGCGAUCUCCUGCAGACGCUCAAGGGCCACACGGGCACUGUCUACACGACCACCUGGAAUCCCCACCAGUCCCUCCUCGCCAGCUGUGGUGACGAUGGAACGGUGAAGACGUGGUGGUACGACGAAAGCGUGUCACUCUUUGGCGAGGACUAG